This is a messenger RNA of Pyricularia grisea, 891 nucleotides long. RefSeq lists its product as uncharacterized. NCBI's taxonomy places the organism in Eukaryota, Fungi, Ascomycota, Sordariomycetes, Magnaporthales, Pyriculariaceae. The record is from RefSeq and is a predicted model, not a curated record. The coding region runs from base 1 to 891 and encodes 296 amino acids. The transcript has a single exon.
AUGGACGACGAUGCCGUCCAAGUGUACCUCUCGCAGGCGGCUGAAAUCGCCCGCGACCGUCUCAUGUCGUACCCGCGAGCCCAGUUCGAGUCGCACCUCUUGGACGAGGCGCAGGCCAUGAUCCAAGCCGUGGCCGAAGGCCUGUGCGUUGUGGAGGUCGGCUUCUCGAUCCUCGAUGCCGCCCGCAGCGUGGUGAAGCAUCGGUGGCAGGCGGCCGGUCUAUGGCCUUGGGACCCGCUGCUGCGCUCGCCGCCAGCAGAUGGUGCCGAGUGGCCCGGGCCGAGGACGCGCAACACCGCCCCAUGCGCUGCUGGCACCCCCAUGGCCCUUUUCACACUCGAGAUGGGCGUCCGGCGGUGGCGGCUGGGUUUGAGGGGUGGGAGGGAGGCGCUCGACUCGCUGGACGAGGUCCUUCCCGCCAACAUCAACGAUAUCGUCUACGCCGAGGUAAGGGACGAGUGGCAGAGUCGGGGAAUCUGGGAUCAGACGUGGGUUUGCCUGCCGGGUCAGCUGUGGAAGCAUCAGCGGCCGUUGGAGGACGUGCUGUUUGAGCAGCUAGGUGAGCCGCCGGCCGGGGUCGAUGCUGACCAAGUCGUGCCGCUGCAGCUCGAGGUGCCGGGUGGGUUUGAUCUUUUUGUCAACCAGCCUGUUGCAGUCGGAGCGGAUGGAGAGUGGAUAGAUCCGCCGCCAGCCUAUGAGCAAGGUGAGUACGGCCGUAUUCAGGCAUUGAGUUCUGUGACAGCCGCGUCACAAAGCCGUAAUGGUAGUAGACGUGAUAGUGUGCGUGCCGAGUCAAGGGCAGCGGUAGAGCACCGGCGCCGACGACGUCAUCGACCGCGGGCCCGCUCGCCGUCUCAGAACCCACAUUUGGGCAGGGAGCGAGAGUUUUGA